This is a messenger RNA of Bursaphelenchus okinawaensis, 4316 nucleotides long. Lineage: Eukaryota; Metazoa; Nematoda; Chromadorea; Rhabditida; Aphelenchoididae. The record is from the annotation of a GenBank genome assembly.
AUGGGCACCGGCAAGAUAAAAUGGUGGUUGGUCAUGCUGACGGUGGCGUUGAUGUUAAUGACAAAAACCGUCGCUUUUAAACAAACGGAUAAUACGACGGGUAAGAGAAUUAUAGGUGUCGACAUAAAGAACCCGCCAUACUUUCCUGUAAUUUCCUGUAAAAAAUGGCGGGUUUUUUAUGUUGGCACCUAAUAGUUUUACAAAUGGUGGGCUAUAUUCAGGCGUACUAGACUUAGGCUUGGAAUUACGGUUCGGUGUAGGCUUAGCAUGCUUAGCUUCUGAGUAGGCUUAGACAUCUUACGCUUUGUGGGCUGAACUUACAAGGCUUUUUAGUUUAAUAGGUACUAUGUACUCUAGAUAUGUCUUCUCAAAACUUACCUCUAAUUCUUUCAGAAGUAUACGAAAUCCGUGUCUACGAAAAUGCACCUCCAGGCACAAAAGCCACUCUAAACGAAGCCUUUGACCGUGUCCUACGUGAUAUGAAGAACUGUUUUGCUCAACUUGAUAGUGACACAGAUUGGAUUGAGUUUGACUCUUCUCUAUUAAUCUUCAUGACAACCAAAGAAGUACCAAGUUCAACGGCUCAAAUGCAAUAUGGUACUCUUCAUCUUAUGUGUGCUUCUAAUAUGAUGAAGUCUAUAACUUUUUCGCUUCAUGUGACGCGUAGGAAUCGUCAUCCGCCAAAGUUUUCGGCCGAUCAUUACAGAUUCUACGCUCCAGUAACACUACGACCGGGCCUUGAAGUUGGUAGAGUGGUUGUUUCUGAUAAUGAUCCGAUUAUCUAUAACUCGCAAUUACAGUUGAGUAUUGUGCCUUCUGAAGCUGAUGCUACAUUAGCAUCGUACUGGCAAAUUCACAAGAAUGGGAGUUUAAACGUGCGGAAGUCAAUGAAAGACGGUUUGAAAUUGUAUCGACCUUAUGAACUUAAGGUGGGUGAUAUGACAUUUUUUUGAUAUAUGUAAUGUUUUUACAUUUAAAAAGACAUUGAUGAAACAUUUAAAUCUAUAAUAUAUUGUGUCUCUUUAAACACUUUCUAAAAAUUUUUUUAUAUUUUAGGUAGUAGCAUUUGAUUACGGAUCCCCUCAACUCUUCUCCAUUUCUAAACUUACCAUAGUACCUGUAUCAGUAUCAGCACCACGAAAUGUUCGUGUUAACAUAGCCAAUGCCGUCUAUCAAAUCUUUGAAUGGGAUCCGCCAGAAUUUGGAAUAGCCGAAAGUAUUAGAAUCGAAAUUCACCGUGGCAACGAUGUGCUACACACAUUUGAAGUUGAUGGUGAAGAAAGUGUGGCAUUAAGUCAGGCUAGCUUCCAAGUUGGACCAGAAUACAGAGUAAUCGUAUCAGCGGUUGAUAGUAAUGGACGUACACCGGGUGAAGCGUACAAGUUCAAUUUGUUGGAAAAUGGUAGGGGUUUUAAUAUAAAAUGACAUUUUCACAAAUUUUUAACAUUUUAUACAAAAAACAGUUAAUUUUUACUUAAAAAUGACAUUUUAUAUCAUAUUAUAUAAAAAAAACAUGUCUUUACUUUACAGAGCUAAUCUGUCGCGGCCGUUGUGCUGAUGGCGGCCGUCCUAUGUGCUACUAUGGCCGAGAACACAAGAUUGUCCAAUUCAAUGACAUCAACGGUCCUCACUGCAUGUGUUACGAUGGCUUUAGUGGUAAUCAAUGUGACAUUGUUGAAAAAUGCACGUCACAGCGGUCAAUCGAAACCUUUGGCAGUGUUGAUUGGCCUUCAACUGCUGUAAAUCAAUCAGCCGCCAUUUUGUGCCCAUACAACUCGGACGGUACCCAACUGGAACGUCAAUGUACUUGGGAUUCGGGCGUAGCACGGUGGGAGAAUGUGUCAUUCAACGAGGUGUGUAAGAAGCAGUCUUCGAUUUUGGUGCACUUGGGAGUACUAGCUAACUAUGUACAACGUCAGGAUCAAACGUCGGCCGGUUUCAAUGCCGUUCAACGGUUUUUGGAUUCAAUUUUAAGAUUUCCGGCAUUCCAGAAUAACAUCACAACGGCACAUUUCGAUGAGAAAAUAGCCGAACAUACUAUACAAGUGCUGGAUAGUAUGUUAGGCAGGAAUUUUGGGGAUAUAUCUGGGAAUGUUACUCAAUCUAGAACACGAUUACAGAACUUUUUGACCAGUUUUGGCAGAAGAUUACCUACACCAUACUCAUUAGAGAGUGUGCAAGGGGGACUUCAGAUGCGAUCUCAACAUUGGAUUGCCGGAGCCGACUCCUUUCCAACAAAGAUGUCAGAUAAAUGUUAUGUUCAUCUACCUAAGGCGGUACGAUCUGCUGUAACAUUGUUUGUUUGUAUGAAGAACAAUACUAUAUACAGUAUACCUGAAGCCGCUACUUCGGCCAACAUUCCCGCUUUACUACUUGAGUCUCAUGAUGAACAAGAUCCACUAAUAAUGCCGACUGAUGGUAAAACAUUGAUAGCAUUACGACCAUCGUUCUUGUCCGCAUAUUAUCCACCAUUGUUCAACUAUACAUGUGCUGUUUAUGAUAAGGAGCAGAAGGGUUGGAGUAUCAAUGGAAUUACCGUACUGUCGAGAAACUUUGAAGAUGGCAUGAUACUGUGUGAAACAACAAAGUUUGGAGUGUUUACUUUACUGCCAGAGCAUUUGUUUUCAUCUCGGACAACUUUUAUGGCCAACUUUAUUAAUAUUCUGCCGAUUGUUACCUGUUUUAUUGCUGUUAUUGUCACUAUGUUUUUGUUGUUGAUCUCGAUUUGUCAAAAGUAAGUUAGGGGUGUUAUUGGAAAUUUAUGUUUUGUAAAGAAAGUUCUUGUCAUUUUAUGUUUUGUAAAGAAAGUUCUUGUCAUUUUAUGUUUUGGAAAGAAAGUUAUUGCCAUUUUAUAUUCUGUAAAAAAAAUUUUUUUAUUUUAGAUGUCAAAAGUACACUUUAGAUAAUAACAAUCAAAUUUCAGAGCCUCGGACCCAGCUCUAUGCGUAUUCCUCUUUAUGGUGCUGGUAGUACACUCGGCACAUCUAUUUGUACUAGUCGCACCUCACUUUUUUAAUAUUCGACAUUUGGAUCAACCCAUAUACUUUGCAUUGCAAUUUUCAAUGUUAUCAAUUGGGGCAUUAAUAGCAUUGAUCAACUCAUCAGUAUAUGCUAAAAUCGUCGAAUUGGAAAAUGACUUUAAGGAAGGAGCACACACUUGUGUUAGGAUUGUGCUCAUUACUCUUUUUGCUAUAUGUAAGUAACCCUGUAUUAACCUUUAUCACUGUACCUUUUUUUAACAUAACUCUUACCACUAUACUCUUUCAUACUCUACUAAGCUUCUAUAAUUUCAGUGAUGCCAGGAAUAUCUUGCUUAUUGGUAUGGAAGUACGAUUCUCUUAUAUUCACUCACGUAGUCACGAAACAACCCAUUCUACAUCCAUUGAGUAUCAGUUUUGCCACCUCAUUCCUAGUACCGUUAAUACUGUAUAUGGGGAUUGCUAUGGGUUAUGGAGCAUAUGCAUUUUACUACGGUGGUAAAAUUGUAAUGGCUACGAGAUUUGUGGAACGAAAAGAGAAUUUGCUACAUGACUUGAGUCACGCUGCUGGUGCAUCAGUCUUGGUUAUGCUGGUUUUCUAUGGGGAUGCUGUGUUGUUUUUUGAAAAAUAUGGGUUUAUGAGGUAGGUACAAGGUUUAAGGCUUAUAAUUUUAUGUAUGUUAUGUUUACUAAGCCUAAGCUUAGUAUGACUAUGCUUACUAAGCCUAUGCUUAUUACGUCACCUAACUAUUUGUUAAAACUGUUUUAGAAACAUAAUUUUCUCCGUUCUCCAACUGAUAUGCACGUUUUUGGUAUUCUUGUUUGUUGGCUACAUUUAUCGUAUUGAAACACGUUUUAAUCGCGCUUCAUCAUUAUUUGGCCAAGGCUCGGACGAUGGCCAUAGUGCUGCGACAGCGUCAACUGGAGUCGGUUAUCGUGGAUCGAAGGAGAAUGAUUUAACCAAAGAUCGGCUUCUGGAUAAUCAAACGGAGAAAAGCUUGAGUUCGGCUUCAUCACCUGGUCAGAAUGGAUACGCGAAGAAUAUGGUUACUGAAUAUGGUCCGGCUGGGUAUAGGUAAGGAUGAAUUUUUAACUUUUUAAGGAAAAUUUUUAUUUUGUAAAGAAAGUUUUUGCAAUUUUGUAAAAAAAAUUUUUUUUAAUUGUGCCUAAUUUACCUAACUGUUUUAAUUUAGAACAUCAGCUUUACUGAAACAAGAACAACUUAAAAGUCGACCGGCUGUGUCAUUUGAGCCCACGUUGCAGGAUUCGCGAGAGAAUUCCUUCGAUGACCUGUCUAGGCGGAGUUCACAACCUCCGCCUCUAGUUAGUAUAGUGUAG